This is a messenger RNA of Nerophis lumbriciformis (worm pipefish), 5932 nucleotides long. It is a transcript of the gene sh3bp5lb, whose product is annotated as SH3-binding domain protein 5-like, b. Gene Ontology annotation, molecular function: protein kinase inhibitor activity. The record is from RefSeq and is a predicted model, not a curated record. Gene Ontology annotation, biological process: intracellular signal transduction. NCBI's taxonomy places the organism in Eukaryota, Metazoa, Chordata, Actinopteri, Syngnathiformes, Syngnathidae. Gene Ontology annotation, cellular component: cytoplasm.
UGCUUGCAUGUCAGCAGACUGGGGUAGAUCCUGCUGAAAUCCUAUAGAGAAUUGUUUUGAAUCGGAAAAAUAUCGUUGUUGAAUCGAGAAUCGAUUUAUAAUCGAAUCGUGACCCCAAGAAUCGAUAUUGAAUCGAAUCGUGGGACACCCAAAGAUUCGCAGCCCUACUAUGUGUGUAAUUUAAUAUAAGCCAUUUUGAAAUCAUUCUGUGCCCCAUAGAUGCCACCCUUGCCUGUCCUCCACCAUGUGUGAGAGGAUGACGUUCAAGAUCCCUCGCUGCGCAGUUGUAUUACAUUGUUUUAGAGGGCAACAAAUGCAAAGCGACAUUUUUUUUUUUUAUUGUCAAUUUGCUCUCGGCACCUCCGAGAGAAGACGGGAAGCUUGUUGGCAUGUAGCACGUUUGGCUAGCGUUGGCAGGACGGAGCGGUCUCGCCAAACAACUCGUCGCUGAGUCGCAGCGUGGAAGAAAGCAAAGGUCGCCUGAAAAAUCUUGUUUUUUGUGGAGGAACUCACGCGGUCCGAACGCUAGGCGACAGGCCGCGUAUGGAGCCCGGGACCUCGCGUGAAACUCGGACCGACGCAGGGUGCCAUAAACGGGCGGACAUGCGAGAGAACACGCCGGGGGAGGAGGCGAAAGGCGGGAAUGGCGGCACGGUGAUGCUCAGGCGAAGAGGCGGAGACGAAGCUGUAAUGUUGAAGGAUGAGAAAUGUGAAUAUGGCGGAGAGGUUGAGGACCAGGUGAAACGUGGUGAUGAGGAUGUUGGUAAAUACGAGGAGGAGCUGGACCCGAGAAUUCAGGAGGAACUGGAGCACCUCAACCAGGCCAGCGAUGAGAUCAACAAGCUUGAGCUUCAGUUGGAUGAUGCAAGGUCCAGCUACAGGAAGAUCCUCACAGAUUCUGCCAGGAAGCUGAAUGCUCAGGGUUCCCAGCUGGGUGCCUGCAUUGAAAAAGCGAGACCUUACUACGAAGCACGCAGGUUGGCCAAAGAGGCACAACAGGAGACCCAGAAAGCUGCUCUCAGGUAUGAGAGGGCUGUGUCCAUGCACACUGCUGCCAGAGAGAUGGUGUAUGUAGCAGAGCAAGGACUGUUGGCUGACAGGAACACAAUGGACCCUACCUGGCAAGAGAUGCUCAACCAUGCUACAGCUAAGGUAAACGAGGCUGAGGAGGAACGCUUUCGGAGUGAGCGAGAACACCAGCGGGUCACGCAGCUCUGCCAAGAGGCCGAGGCACGAGUGCAAACCCUCCAAAAAUCACUAAAGAAGGUCAUCCUCAAGUCCAAACCCUACUUUGAGCUAAAGGCUGAAUUCAACCACAUUCUGGAGGAACAUAAGGCCAAAGUUGUGCAACUGGAGGAGCAUGUGUCAAAAGUGAAAACGCGUUAUUCUGUGGCUCUGCGAAACCUUGAACAGAUCAGUGAGCAGAUCCAUGCACAGAGAGGGCGAAUCCAAGUCAGCAGGGGGCGACCAUCUGUAUGCGGUGGACGGAGCUCUCCGGUUGGCGCUGAAGCUGAUAUCAGAGUUGCUGUCGGAGUUCCGCUACAUAGCGUUGUGGGAGCAAGUGGGAUAGAGAGCGACUGGGUUGACAAUGAAAAAACUAGGCUGUGGGUGGAGAAGCACCGGGAGAGCGGUUGGGGCCACAGGGAAAAGCUGGAAGGGGAGCAUGGCGGUUCAGACCGCUUGUCCAUCAUCAGUCUGCAGACCAUUGUUUCGGACCUGGAGAAAUGCGACUCGGUUGAUCACCUUGGUGACCUCAGCGAUGUUGGCAGUGUGCUUGGGGAGGUGUGGGAUUGCAGCAAGAAGAAUACGGUUAAGCCUGGCAAUGUGGUGGAAGUGGCAGACAGACUCCAGCAGGCUAAGACCCACCAGCAGAUAGCAGCUGAUGGCAUAAAGAAGCAGGAGAGCUUCAUCAAGCAGCACCACAGAAGUGUCAGUGUCUAAUGUUUGGACAAAGCUGUUGAAUGAUUAGGAUGAACUUAUUAGUAACUUGAAUGUGGACAAGACAACAACAAAAAAGUUACUAUUUGGUUAACUUGGGGAUUUUUUCCAAUACCUAUUUUUUCCAGUAACACUGUCUCUCAAAGCCCCUUGUGUCCAUUUACACUUAACAGUUACCGUAUUUCUCUGCAAGCACUCUUUUGUUGUAAAUUCAUCUAUCGCGGCACAUGCUUGUAUUCAGGUAGAUGUCACUAUGCUAUGGACAAAAUAUUAAUACAUUGCAUGUAAAACUUAGUACAGGUAUGCCUCAUUGCGCCACCGCACUCAGGCAUACGCAGCCUUCAAACAGGAAAAAUACAGAAAGAAGAUCAUUCAACACAGGAAAAAAAAGGCUCAGAGUAAAUUAUGGACAGCAGAGUAAGAAUAAUGGAAACCAUGAGAGACCAUGAAUGGGGACAUACCUUUACCUGUGGCUGAGCAAAUAAUGCUUGACUGAAGGUGCGCUGACCAGGAAGCAGGCUUGAUGGUAUACAGUACAUACCGUAGAGGACGGCUUGUUUGGCCGGCUGCUUCUGGCAGUUAGUCCGUGGGUGAUAACCGGAGGAGAGUAUAAACAAAGCUUCCAGGGCCCUGCAAAAUGGUCUCCAAACUGGGAACUUCUGCUGGAUGACACACAAGUUUCUGGAAAACGUGAAGAACAAGGGGCUUUGUAAUCUCUGGAAACAGGCAGGAAGUUGGAAAGGACAACAAAGUGAGCCAUGGAAAAUGAUAGAAAGUUGGGACAGGAAAAAAGUGCUGGAGACCGACAGAGGUGCUGAUGGACCCUAAAAUUCCUUGGACUCUCUUUGGAGGGUAGGCCACAAAAAACGUUAUAGAGGCAUGACGGUUCAAGUCACCGCCAAAUGACAGGAGAUCUUUGACAAAUUUCGAAGCGGAUGUCAGGGUCACAAUUCCACUACAGUUUCAAUGAACCAGCAGUGAAAAUGAACUAAUCUCAUAAACCUUUAAAGAUUGUUUUUUAUAUAUCAGAGUAGGCAAGGGGAUAACAGCCAUCUUAGCAGGUUCAGCUCUUAGUUGAGUCCACAAUAAACUCCAAGGAACCUACAGACCCAGCAUUAAAAGAACAUUUCUCGGACUUGACAGAAAGGCGGUUAACCAAAGCCUUUGUAACACGAGCCAAGCAUGCAGUUCCUGAAGUGAAUGAGAGAGCAUAAGAAUGUUAUUGAGCUAAACAAAAACAAAGUGUUUUAACGUGUUUACAUCUCCCUCCUUGAUGAGAACAAUGUUACAUUAUAUGUGCCGCUUAAUCCAGCCUGCUAGUACUUGCACUUUUCAACAAAAAAGAUACCUGCGCCAACCAAGGCUGACCAGUGUUUAAUAAAUAAAACAGAUCUUACGUGUAUUUUUUAAUUAAAAAUUCUCUCUUCUUUUAUCGGGUUUUACAAGAUUCUGCAAGUGUUCUUCAUGAAGUGUUUUUUCAUAUUUAUUAAGAGUCUAUAAAAGAUAGUCAGAUAGGUCAUCUCACAUAACAACAGCAGUAUUGUCAAACAAGGGCAAAUACAGUUAUGUACAGUAGCAAUGCUAUUGAAUGUCAGUAGUAUUUAUUUUAAGCAUAUUCAUCAUACAGUGGUACCUUGACUUACGAAUGCCCUAAUUUACAAGGUUUUCAGGAUACGAGCUGUUUGAGAGUUUGAGAGCAGAAAUUCAGGUUACGAGUAGAGAUGUCCGAUGAUAUCGGACUGGCGAUAUUAUCGGCCGAUAAAUGCUUUAAAAUGUAAUAUCGGAAAUUAUCGGUAUCGGUUUCAAAAAGUAAAAUUUAUGACUUUUUAAAACGCCGCUGUACGGAGUGGUACACGGACGUAGGGAGAAGUACAGAGAGCCAUAAACCUUAAAGGCACCGCCUUUGCAUGCCGGCCCAAUCACAUAAUAUCUACGGCUUUUCACACACACAAGUUAAUGCAAGGCAUACUUGGUCAACAGCCAUACAGGUCACACUGAGGGUGGCCGUAUAAACAACUUUAACACUGUUACAAAUAUACUCCACACUGAGAACUCACACCAAACAACAAUGACAAACACAUUUCGGGAGAACAUCCGCACCGUAACACAACAUAAACACAACAGAACAAAUACCCAGAACCCCUUGCAGCACUAACUCUUCCGGGACGCUACACUAUACACCCCCCGCUACCUCCUACUCUCCCCCAACCCCCACCUCAACCCCGCCCACCUCAACCUCCUCAUGCUCUCUCAGGGAGAGCAUGUCCCAAAUUCCAAGCUGCUGUUUUGAGGCAUGUUAAAAAAAAAAAGCACUUUAUGACUUCAAUAAUAAAUAUUGCAGUGCCAUGUUGGCAUUUUUUUCCAUAGCUUGAUUUGAUUUGUUUUGGAAAACCUUGUUACAUUGUUGAAUGCAUCCAGCAGGGCAUCACAACAAAAUUAGGCAUAAUAGUGUGUUAAUUCCACGACUGUAUAUAUCAGUAUCGGUUGAUAUCGGAAUCGGUAAUUAAGAGUUGGACAAUAUCAGAAUAUCGGAUAUCGGCAAAAAAGCCAUUAUCGGACAUCUCUAGUUACGAGCCUUCCCUCCACUAGUUGGCAUAGCGAAUGUCACAGUCAACCUCGUAAAAUUUUACCAAAACAUCUGUGUCAUCUCAUGUAUUCUCAAACAUCUCAUGUAUUCAUGUGCAUACGCACAAAAACAUGGCGUACACACUUUUUCACGGCAAAGUUGAGAUGUAUCAGGAUUGAACUGAACGUGGAAAGGCCUCAAGCCAACUUCCUGCUUUGGAUACUUUGGUGACACUCAGAGGUGAGGCUGGGUAACUGUUUGAAUAAAGAAAUGUCAAACAAUUACUCCUCAAAAUGACUGAUGUGCACAUUACAGACAUAUGAACAAUGAACAGACCUUCGUGUGUGCAAUUAUACAAAUAGAUAUAGAAGCUUAAAAAAAGUGGUGCAAAAAACACAUAAAAUUAUUGACAUGUUAAAAAACGGCAAAAAACGGCUCAACCACAGUGUGUAAGGUCUGCUCUGGCACACAGCACCAGAAGGACAUCAAACGUGACUUAAAUAGAGAAAAUUAAAGUAAUUAAGUGAACCAGGGGAAGGAUCAGUAUUUUUUUUUAAAAAGAGUAUUGCACCUCCAGUGUGUCCAGUUUCUGGCAAGUUUUACUGGGACCCACGGCGGGAUUUGUCCAGCCAGAGGCCUGCAAAGGCACGGCAAGCUGUGUUUCUGAACAAGAGCCUCAAUCACGUCCCCAAUGCAGAAACAUCCUCCCAACCCUAUUAGUAAUAUAUUAUUGUGUGCAAAUAAAUACAUUGUAUAUAAUGAGGCUAAAACAUGCCAACAGAUUUUAGAGACGUGAUGUCACAACAGAAAGUAGCAACCACUCUAAGAAAGACUGAAGUGACAACCGAAACUAAGAUUUAUCUCUUACUCUCUAAAAACUAUUUGUCUGUACCCAAGAAUAUUUUACCAAUGUUUAAAAAAGACGUGACAAUGAUCGCAAUCAAUUUAUCAUCCCAGCGUACCCUGCAGCUAGGGACCCUCAGCACCUGCACAAACUGCACUUUCUUUGGAAUAUUUGCCUAUUGUUCACAAUCAAUAUGAAAGACAUGCCGACAUUUUUUUGUUUUUUCAAGCAUUCUAACUCGCUUACAGCGGAGACAAUGGGAGGUUCUCUAUUCCGCCCAUAAAACCCAAUAAAUAACCAUUCAAAAACUGACAAAAAUACUAAAUUUACAUUUCGUGACAUGAAUAUUAACCAAGUAUUAGUGAUAUUGUUAUUAUAAGCGCUAACACAGACAAACCAUUUAUGGCGCCGCCGUGAUCAAGAGCUUGGGUGCCAUGAUCUACUGAUGAGCUGCUUCCUCGUUUCCCUGCUCGUCAAACUUUAUUCUAGCUCAUAAAUCAUGCCUCUCAACUCGAUAGUAGAAGAAUGAGCACGCGUUGGUACACUUUGACAGCUCAAUUUAGACCCAAGAAUGGCGAGCACAA